This is a messenger RNA of Triticum turgidum subsp. durum (durum wheat), 453 nucleotides long. Lineage: Eukaryota; Viridiplantae; Streptophyta; Magnoliopsida; Poales; Poaceae. The record is from the annotation of a GenBank genome assembly.
AUGGACGAUGCCUUCAAGUUCAUCAUCAAGAAUGGCGGCCUCACCACCGAGGCCAACUACCCCUACACGGCACAAGACGGACAAUGCAAGACAAGCAUUGCAAGCAACAAUGUUGCAACCAUCAAGGGCUACGAGGAUGUGCCCGCCAACGACGAAUCUUCUCUUAUGAAAGCCGUGGCUAACCAGCCUGUGUCAGUAGCUGUGGACGGAGGGGAUGUCAUAUUUCAACAUUACUCCGGCGGGGUAAUGACCGGCUCAUGUGGGACUGAUUUGGACCAUGGCAUAGCAGCUAUUGGAUAUGGCAUGACAAGUGACGGAACUAAGUAUUGGCUACUGAAAAACUCAUGGGGCACGACAUGGGGCGAGAGUGGGUACCUCAGAAUGGAGAAGGAUAUUUCUGACAAGAGUGGUAUGUGUGGCUUGGCCAUGCAACCUUCCUACCCCACCGAGUAG